AUGGCUGCAGUAAACGACGAUACCCUGACCAAGGUGUCUACAGAUGCUGCCGCCGAGCUUGUCCUGUCAUUCUACCUAGCCCUGGAGAAAAACCGCGAAUCCAUCGGCUCAUUCUAUCUGCCCGCACCUUCCACCAUUCUGUUCAACGGCAAUACAGUAGCAGAUGGUGCUGCCGUCCAAGAUAUCUUCACAAAGCAAAUGCCAAAUGCGCAUUACGAGGUUCAGUCUUAUGACUGCCAGGUCAUCAACCGCGCAUACCCCACCGCUACACCUACCGGGGUCAAGCCGCCCUCUGAAAUGACCGCCAAAGAUAUGUCUGUCCUGGUCAUUGUGAGUGGGUAUGUCAGAUAUGGCGAGGGUCGUGAUCAGCCUCAGCGUGGCUUCAGUGAAACCUUUGUGAUCGUGCCCAAUCCAUCCACUGAACGGGGCAAGCGCCGGAGGGACUGGCUCAUCCAGAGCCAGAAUUUCCGGUUGGUCGUAUGA
Messenger RNA from Penicillium macrosclerotiorum, 483 nucleotides. RefSeq names its product putative nuclear transport factor 2 domain protein. The transcript is spliced from 2 exons. Lineage: Eukaryota; Fungi; Ascomycota; Eurotiomycetes; Eurotiales; Aspergillaceae. Gene Ontology annotation, biological process: protein import into nucleus. The record is from RefSeq and is a predicted model, not a curated record. Gene Ontology annotation, cellular component: nuclear pore central transport channel. The coding region runs from base 1 to 483 and encodes 160 amino acids.